CGGCGGCGGCGGUGUGCCCCCGACCCCCUCCGUACAGCGUGAUGUCGUACAUGGAGUGCUGUCCAGCCCAAGUCACUUCGCCGCGGGCUUCCCUCAGGUGAACUCUAUCGGCUACUCCCACUAUAACCUUUACGACAAGGUCAGCCUGAUGCAGUCCAUGGGCAAGGAGUCCGUGUCUGGUGGCAGCAUGUUCGAGCCCCACAGUGGUCUCUACAGCAGCCAUCACACAUCCAACCUGCUGUCUGCUGAGACAAGGAUGUCCCCUCCUCUCCCACCGCGCGUAUACAAGCCGUGUGUGGUGUGCAAUGACAAGAGCUCGGGCUAUCACUAUGGCGUCAGCUCCUGUGAAGGAUGUAAAGGCUUCUUUCGACGGAGUGUUCAGAAAAACAUGCAGUAUACCUGUCACAAGGACAAGAACUGCGUGAUCAACAAAGUAACCAGAAACCGGUGCCAGUAUUGUCGGCUGCAGAAAUGCAUCAUCAUGGGCAUGUCCAAGGAAGCUGUGCGCAAUGACAGGCACAAAAAGCGCAAACAAAAACCAGAGAGCACAUCAGGCUUGUCGGAAGAGCUGACUGAAGAUGAUCAAAUGCUCAUUCAGGAGGUCCUGGAUGCUCAUAGGGACACGACUCCCAACAGUCAAAAUGGUGCUACAUUGCCAUUCAGCAGCGCGACGGCAGACUUGGUUGGGACGACGACAACAGCAGCUACAACUACACCUUCUAAAGCUACCUCAACCUCUGAAUCCAGAUCUGAUGAUGAAAGUUCUGGUUCUUCCGGUGUCUUUUUAUGGGAAAAAAUCACAGAGCUUUCAUCUGCCGGCAUUGUGUUGAUUGUGGACUUUGCUAAGAAAAUUCCCGGUUUCUUGUCAUUAUCUACAUCUGAUCAGAUUACUCUUCUUAAGGCAGCUUGCUUAGAAAUUAUGAUUUUACGGAUUAGCAUCAGGUAUGAGAUGGAUACGGACACUAUGCAGUUUCCCAGUGGUUUAGCCUUGACUCGAGAGCAGCUGCAGAAAGGUGGCUUUGGGCCGCUGACCUCCACUAUCUUCUCCUUCGCAGCGUCCCUCAAGCGCAUGGAUUGUGAUGAGACUGAAUAUGCCAUGCUUUCUUCUAUAUGCUUAAUUAGUGGUGACCGCUCAGGCCUCCAGGACACGGAAAAAAUCGAGCAGAUGCAGGAGCCACUUUUAGAAGCUCUGAAACACUAUAUCCGCUCUCGGCGACCAGACCAACGGCACAUCUUUGCCAAGAUGCUCAUGACACUCACCGACCUGCGCAGCAUUAGUGUCAAAGGUGCGGAGAAAGUUUUACAUCUACGUGUGGAAAAGUAUGCCCCAAUACCUCCUCUUAUGGUCGAGAUGCUAGAAAGAGUGGAAAAUGUCUGCUUCCCUUGAGGAAUGGUCAUCUCUAGAGAUUUUCAUCAGCUAUAACUAUAGCCGAAUGUUGCCCGGUCAAUGUGAAUUUUGCCCAAAGUGGCUAUCAAGCUCAAGAAUUUGUGGGUAUAUACUGUGACGGAUGUGGGAAAGUUCAGCUCAUCUGUGAAUGAAAGCAGUAUGUGCUCAGCAAUCUGCCACACUGUAUGUCCAUUGGGGGGCUGAAAUGUGAAGAGUGAAUAGGUUGGCCAAGGGAGUUACUUCGAAUGUCAAGGGAAACUGACAGGGGAUUCCUGCCGAUAAAUAUAUGCUCUAAGUCUUACUUUUCUUGACUUUGCUGUUGAAAUAUAUCAGCUGUUGCUUUGUGGAUUCUCAUCAGAAAAAUUGACCUGCCCUUACAUUGCUCAUGGCUGGUACCUAAAAGCCUCCAAUGUCCUUCUUGUUAUUCUUGAUUUAGCUAUAAUAAGAAAUUCUGAAACCGAGGGAGAAGCCUGCAAGCUGUUCACCUCCACAAGUGGAAGUGGAGUCUUUAAAUGUUAAAAAUUAUGUAUCCAACUUUUCUCUGCCAGAACUGGUCUCAUCGGUCGACAUACCUUCAUAGAAAUACAAAUGCUCAAACAUUUUUAAUUCCUCUGUCUUACGUAUUAUUUUUGUCUCUUGUGGGGGCUCGGGGAUCAGUUUCAAGGUUCACAGAGCUGACAUCUUUCUCUUGGACUCAAAAGCACUAUUUAUAGUCUUGGGCUUAAUUAAUGCUUUUAAUGUUCUGAAAUUUGGCACAAAUGAACUACUUAAUCUUGUUAUAAACUAAAACAGAAGGCUUGUUAAAAAAUUUGCAACAACAUUUGUUUGAGAAUUAAGAUAUACAAAAAAAAUAUUCAUCCUGGAAAAUUGAUUCUUUUGCCAGUGUCUCAUUCUUCAUAUUUAAAAUCAUCACAUUUUUUUUUAUUCAUGAGUUUUAUAGAACCAAAGAUUCUCUAUAACUUUACUAAAACUGUGACAUUUGGCCUUGGUAAUUUUUUGAUGUUGCUACAGUUAUCUGGCUAGUUAGUCUGACGGUAUUUUCAAAAAUGCUUUUUUUUUAAAGUUACUUUUUCUGAAAUAGUUUGAAUGAUAAUUAGAAUUUUUAUAAAAGUUUUAUUUACCAAUGUUGAAGUGCCCAUGGAAGAAAACAAAAUAAUUGAACGGUUUAAAUUGGUUAGCUAUUUACUUAUUGGUGAACAUGAAACAUUACAAGAUGAAAAAUUAAGCUAAUGAACAAUGAACAGUGGUUUAGAAAGUAAAAUUCCCAUUAUUUUUGUUAAUAUUUUUAAGGUGUUUGUUGUUCCCGUGGCAACCAGUGGGUGCACCUGCCCUUAAUAUAAAGCAAUGUUUUGUUUCUCGUAACUAUGCCAACGUGUAUGACUCUUUCACUAGAGUAGAAAAAGUUAUUUUACUUCAGAGACCCCUUCUUUUUGUGAAUAAUAAACCUGGACUAGGCCUCACUCUGAAAAGAAGUAUGUUUGCAGAUGCAUUUUACGCAAAUGUUACCAGAAUUUUUAAUCUCCCUUGGCCAUGCAAAUAAAUGGGUUAGUUUGUACUGAAAUGACUUCUGCAGACAUAGAAGUCUUGCUCAGCAAGAAAAAAAAGAGGCUGGCAAUUGAGGUUUGAAGGUAUUGCUCUGAUUUGCGGGUAAUUUUUGUACAACAUGAAGUAAGGCUGAAAAGACUGUCUGUAAAUUUAGUGCAGCUCAAAGCUACAAUUGGUCACUUACUCUGUAUUCUUGUGAUGUGACCCAAGAAGUAGUUGUGUCUAGCAAAACCAAAUGAUUGUUGGUAUAGAAAUGAAUGGGAGAAAGAGUCCUAGCCGAUGGGGCAAGCAAGUCUGCUGCUGGAAGCAGUCAGCUGAUCUUUUGUGACAAUAAGGAUGUGCAAACUUUCUCCUCUCUGCCAUCUUCACCGAUAAAGACACCAAAGCUUGUGAUAUGAACAUACUGGUGGCAUGCAGACCCCGUGAUGUGAUGAAGACGUACAAUCAUUGUGAAUAUGUUCUUGUCGUGGGUGACGAUCAUUUCAAAUGCUUCAUGGUUUUUUUCUGGUUUUCAGCCUCUUCAUUGCAAGCCUACAUUUACUGUGACAUGUUUCUUAUGCUCAGAACAUGUUUACCAAACACUUAUGUGUCUAUGGUACCUCAGAGUAAGAACUUAUGAAUAUAUAAUUAUAUAUAUACAUGUAUCUGCCAUAGUUUUGUACAGUUGCACAAUUUAUCAUGAAAGUCUUUUGCUGGUACCUUGUGUGUUUUAUGUUUUUCUGAUUACCGGUAAAUAAUUUGAAAAAAGUGUAUGUAAGAAUUUAAAUUCUGUUUUAACUGCAUACUUUGAAGAAGGUCUUUGUUAGGUUAUCGUUGAAUGGAAUUGUGACUAAACAAUUUCUUUUUAUUGAUCCUGCAAGAAUGAUUUUCUUCUCAUGCAGUAGGCUUCCUGUGCAGUGUGAUGAUAUGUUUGAAGGCAGUGUCUUUGCCUUAUGAUAAUAUGAUAAUGAAAGCAUUUUAACUUGUGUGCAAGAAUGUUGGCGGGUGCAGCAAUAUCCCUUUUUUAUUUGUUUAUGAGUAAGUGAGUGAUGUGGUGCGCUUCUGUUAUUCCUUUGGGGAAAAAUGUGAAUGAAAUAUUUGUGUGCAUAUCAUGACCACAGAAUAACCUUGUUCUUUCUCUGUCACAAGUACUUUUGAGACAUUGUGAGUUCACAGUAUUCAGACAUAAUAUCUCCCUCAACUGAAUAACAAAAUGAACUUGAAUUUUAUCUAAACAAUUAAAAGAACUGUGCUGUAGUUCUAACUUUUACGUAUCAUGUGGAGGGAGUACAGGAUGAGGCCUUAGACAUUCUAAACAUCAAACACACACAAAUUCUGAGUUAAGACCUUGUCAUUUUGGUAUUGUAAUAUUCAUUCUGGCAGGCUUGCAAGAUGAGGCUUCCUUCUCCCUCAAGUUCUGUACAAAUCCUUUAGCUAACUUCUAUUUGUUGAUCAUGUUGAACUUCUGGAGAUUAUCUCUGCCAUGAAGGAUUUUUAAAAAUCUGUUGUCAUGAGAAACCUCACACCUGCACAGUUUCUCUACUCUCUCAGGGACUCAUCUGAUUGUGGUCAAGUUUGAUUCUAGGUUGUUGUUUUUUUCUUUUUUGUUUUUGGUAAGAGUUUUAUGGCGCUCACAACUGAAUAAGGUCAUGCACAAUUCAAUUCUUGUGUAGUAGAUCUAUAUUGAUUUAAUUUUUAUAUUUAGUUUUACUCAUACAGUUUAAGUUUUUGUAAGUUGAAUAUGUUUUCUUUCUUUCUGUUAUUGGUAGUGUUGUAUUUGAUUCUACCUUUAGGAUGGUAUCUAAGUCACUCAAGGAAGGAAUAAGAACAGUGUGUAAUUCUGGAAAUUUGUGUGAAUGUUUGACUUUGUUGUGAGGAAUUUAAUGCAGCCCCUCACUAAGAUGAAAGUGUUCUGAUCUUGUGUAAUAUCAAAGAACAGAAAUUAUGUUACUCGUAAAGCUAUAGACCUGUGGCUGGUUAAUUUCUUUAUUUGCAAAACCGAUUUGUAUAUUAGUUAGGGUUAUUUCCAAGAACAAGUUAUAAAGAUAAGACUAUGAUAUGUAAAAACUGAGUCUUUUGUGUUUUUGAGCCUUUACAACAUUUGAAAGGGGAGCUCUGUUUGUAGUGGUAUUUUUUACCACUUUUUUCAUGUUGGGAGUGAAAAUUUACCUUUUAUUCAUUCAGAAAAUACAUUGUUGUUAUGUAUGACAGUUGACAACCUGACUUAUGUAAGAAUUCAUAGAACUCGGAUAAAUUCUCUUGUUGCAUUCUUGAGACUGCCCUUCAUGUAUUUUCUGAUGAAAUGAGCACACCAUUUGCAGGUUGCGUUAGAAUAUUUUUCAUUUUGAGAUCACUUUUUCAUGACUAAAGUUACUGGUUUGUUUAUUUGGUUUCUAAUAAAUGUCCACCAGCACAGGAAACAUUUGCAAAAGUAUGGACUACAAUUUAAGCUCCUUUCUGAUUAGAAUAAGCUUACUGAAUAUCUGCUUGUUUAAUGACUGUGGGAACUUUAUUCAGUUUGAUUUAUGAUUUUUGCUACCUGUCAUAUUUUAGUGAUGGUAUAGACACAACUGAGUUCCAUCUGUCAUUUGUAAAAGAUGAUUUGCAAUUAUAUUAUAAAAGAGAUAAGAGCAGUAUGAAGGAUUUUGCAUGGCCUCCUGGAGGUAAUAAUGAUUAAUUAGGGUACAAAAAAAGAGAUGGUCACAAAUUUGGUAAACGUAGUUCCCUUCCACCUGACUGUGUUCUGGAAUGUUUGCUGCUGUUGCUGUGUGUCUUGUGUUUUUGUUCUCAAUACCGGUAACAAAAAA
Molecule: messenger RNA, 5718 nt
Organism: Aplysia californica (California sea hare)
Lineage: Eukaryota; Metazoa; Mollusca; Gastropoda; Aplysiida; Aplysiidae
Product: retinoic acid receptor gamma
Exons: 10
Coding region: 149-1387 (412 amino acids)
Biological process (GO): cellular response to corticotropin-releasing hormone stimulus; regulation of transcription by RNA polymerase II
Cellular component (GO): transcription regulator complex; nucleus
Molecular function (GO): RNA polymerase II cis-regulatory region sequence-specific DNA binding; nuclear glucocorticoid receptor binding; zinc ion binding
Source: RefSeq, a predicted model, not a curated record